AGGAAAAAUGUCAGACAUCGAAGAAGUGGAGGAGUACGAGGAGCAGGAGGAGGCUCAUGAGGAGGAAGGAGGAGGAGAAGAAGAGACCACUCAGGAACAUGAUGGUGAAGAAGAGACAGAAGAUGGAGGAGAAGCUAAACCCAAAUUCCCAAAACCGUUUAUGUUGCCGAACCUGGUGCCGCCAAAGAUUCCAGAUGGAGAACGAGUUGAUUUUGAUGACAUCCAUCGCAAGCGUAUGGAGAAGGACCUGAAUGAGCUCCAGACGCUGAUUGAAGCUCACUUUGAAAGCCGUAAGAAGGAGGAGGAGGAAUUCAUCAGUCUUAAAGAUAGGAUUGAGACACGGCGCUCGGAGCGAGCAGAGCAGCACAGGAUCCGCAGCGAGCGCGAGAGGGAACGACAGAAGCGCCUGGAGGAAGAAAGAGCUCGCAAGGAGGAAGAGGAAGCCAAAAAGAGAGCGGAUGAUGAUGCCAAGAAGAAGAAGACGCUCACCAGUCUGUACUUCGGUGGUUACAUGCAGAAGUUAGAUAGAAAAAGUGGAAAGAAACAGACUGAGAGAGAGAAGAAGAAGAAGAUUCUUAGUGAUCGGCACAAACCGUUGGACAUUGACACUGCCAGCGAAUCUGCUCUCAGGGAGAAAGCAAAGGAACUGUGGAGCUGGAUGUGUCAACUAGAAGCAGAGAAGUUCGAGUUACAGUACCAGUUUACCCAUCAGAAAUAUGAGAUCAAUAUCCUGAGGAACAGAGUCAGUGAUCACCAGAAAAUGACAAAGAGAACCAAGAGAGGCUUCAGGAAGUGAAUGCUGUGCUGAAAGACAGACUCGACUCCUCACAACCCCACAGAGAUCAUGAAGAGAUUGUCCUGGAGAGCUGUGUAUAGUAGAUUCUGAUUCUUUUAGUUAGUCCUCACUGAAUAAACACUGUACGAAACAAAAAGAAUAAAAAAA
This is a messenger RNA of Carassius carassius (crucian carp), 943 nucleotides long. RefSeq names its product troponin T, cardiac muscle-like. Gene Ontology annotation, molecular function: tropomyosin binding; troponin C binding; troponin I binding. Gene Ontology annotation, biological process: cardiac muscle contraction; regulation of muscle contraction; sarcomere organization. The transcript is spliced from 13 exons. The record is from RefSeq and is a predicted model, not a curated record. NCBI's taxonomy places the organism in Eukaryota, Metazoa, Chordata, Actinopteri, Cypriniformes, Cyprinidae. Bases 8 to 796 code for a protein of 262 amino acids. Gene Ontology annotation, cellular component: troponin complex.